Molecule: messenger RNA, 3080 nt
Organism: Etheostoma spectabile (orangethroat darter)
Lineage: Eukaryota; Metazoa; Chordata; Actinopteri; Perciformes; Percidae
Gene: prkg2
Product: protein kinase cGMP-dependent 2
Exons: 19
Coding region: 209-2551 (780 amino acids)
Biological process (GO): protein phosphorylation
Molecular function (GO): cGMP-dependent protein kinase activity; ATP binding
Source: RefSeq, a predicted model, not a curated record
GCAAGCGCGAACGUGCACAGCUGAUGAGAAAAGAGAGCGCGCGAGAGUGGGGGAGAGAUAGAGGGAGGAGAGGAUGCGACCAGUGAUGUAGAUGGACCGUUUCUCUAUACGGAUGCUCGAAUGUGCGAACACAUUAUUAUUAUUAUUUUUUUAUUUUAAAUCGUCUCCCAUGCUCGUUUGAAGACUGAAAACUAAAUCAGGUGACAAGAUGGGGAAUGGUUCGAUGAAAUCAAAGCGUUACAAACACACAGACGGCUCUGCUGCCGCCUCCGACAGCCGACCCCACAAAGAUCAGGGGUUCAAAAACUCGCCCCUGGACUCCCUGAGGGCCCGAGUGGAUGAGCUGGAGCGAGAGGGCAAGAGGAGGGACGAGGAGCUUUGUGCCAAAGAGCUUCAGAUCAAGGCUCUCCAGGAGCAGCUGGCCAAACAGACGCGAGCUCUGGCCGAGCUGAGCGAGGAGCUGCAGAACAAGUGCAUCCAGCUCAACAAGCUGCAGGACGUGAUGAAGAACCAGAGCGGGGCCUCGGCAGGUCUGGCAUCAAGGCCCCCUUCCAUCAGAGUUGCCAGCAAGGGCAGCCCCAACCUCAGUGUUCGCAUCAAGGAAACCCUCAACAGAAGGAAAGGGGCCAAAGCCGGGGUGUCGGCCGAACCCACAUCCAGGACCUACGACUCCAGCAGCCUGCCAAAGUUCUCUUUCGAGAAGGUCCGGGUACCGAAGGAUGCAAGUGUAAAGAAGCUGCUGACAGACUCCCUGAACAAGAACCAGUACCUGAAGAGGCUUGAGCUGCAGCAGGUUAAAGACAUGGUGGAGUGUAUGUACGAGCGCACCUACCAGCAGGGAGAGUACGUCAUCAAGCAGGGAGAGCCUGGGAACCAUCUGUUUGUGUUGGCAGAUGGGAAGCUGGAUGUGUUUCAACAUAACAAACUGCUCACAUCAAUAGCGGUGUGGACCACAUUUGGAGAAUUAGCCAUUCUGUACAACUGCACACGGACAGCAUCAGUGCGAGUGGUGAACAAAGUGAGGGUGUGGGCUUUGGACCGGGAGGUGUUUCAGAACAUCAUGAGGAGGACGGCUGAGACACGACAUGAACAGUACCGCAACUUCCUCCGAAGUGUUUCACUCUUGGCUAAUCUACCAGAAGACAAGCUAAGCAAAAUAGUGGACUGCCUCGAGGUGGAAUACUAUGACAAGGGAGAGCACAUCAUCCGGGAGGGAGAGGAGGGGAGCACCUUCUACAUCAUCGCACAGGGAAAGGUGAAGGUGACCCAGACCACCGAGGCCCACAAGCUGCCGCAGAUCAUCAACACGCUGCAGAAGGGAGACUACUUUGGAGAGAAAGCCCUUAUAAGUGAUGAUUUUAGGUCAGCUAAUAUCAUCGCCGAUGAGGACGGGGUGGAGUGCCUCGUCAUCGAUAGAGAGACAUUUGAUCAGACAGUGGGCACUUUCAAUGAGCUGCAGAGGUACCUCCAAGGCUACGUGGCGACACUUGAUCGUGACGACAAGAAGAGACAUGCCAGGAGGUCCGUAUCGCGCCACCAGAGCCAGCCGCUGUCCCCAGACGUCAUCCAGUUGAAGGACCGGGUGGCCGUGUUUCCUCAGUCCAGGCCCUUCGACCACCUGGAGCUCGUCGCUACUCUCGGGGUCGGCGGCUUUGGACGAGUAGAACUGGUGAAGGUGCAGAACGAAGACGUCACCUUUGCACUGAAAGUCAUCAAGAAGAAGCACGUCGUAGACAACAGGCAGGAGGAGCACAUCCACUCGGAGAGGAAGAUCCUCGCCGAGGCGCGCUCGCCGUUUGUUGUCAAACUGUAUCGCACAUUUAAGGAUAACAAGUAUGUGUACAUGCUGCUGGAGGCCUGUCUGGGUGGAGAGAUUUGGAGUCUGCUCAGAGACAGGGGGAGUUUUGAUGACCCCACUGCUAAAUUCUGCGUCGGUUGCGUCACAGAGGCUUUCGAUUACCUCCAUCGCAAGGGUGUCCUCUACAGAGACCUGAAGCCAGAGAAUCUCAUGCUGGAUACCGAGGGAUACAUCAAACUGGUUGACUUUGGUUUUGCCAAGAAGAUCAGAUGCGGUCAAAAGACCUGGACCUUCUGUGGGACACCGGAGUACGUGGCCCCUGAGAUCAUCCUCAACAAAGGCCACAACUUCAGUGUAGACUUCUGGGCUCUGGGCAUCCUGGUGUUUGAGCUCCUUACUGGCAGUCCUCCGUUCUCAGGGAGUGACCAGAUGAUGACUUACACUUUCAUCUUGAAAGGAAUUGAGAAGAUGGACUUCCCCAAAAAGAUCACAAAGAGACCCGAGGACCUCAUACGCAAGCUGUGCAGGCGAAAUCCCUCUGAGCGACUGGGCAACCUCAAAAAUGGAAUAACUGAUAUCAAGAAGCACAGGUGGUUUAACGGCUUCAACUGGGAGGGACUGAAGGCGAGGACUGUACCAUCUCCACUGAAAAGAGAACUUACAGGACCGACAGAUCACAGCUAUUUUGACAGCUACCCUCCAGAUGAGGACAGUCCUCCUGAAGAGCUGUCUGGUUGGGAUAUGGACUUUUGAGACGUCUUGCUCCAUCUUUCCAUUGUUGUCUUUUCUUUGCUCACCCUAACCAAAGCUUGAUUGGCAAAGGCCAGCUUACAUCCACUCGGGGCAACAUGGUGGAGGACCUCAGGUUCUGGGCAACAGUAGCUGCAGUUAGCGGGUUACUUUCUGAACUAAAGAUCGGCCGGCUCAACAUAAAGGAUCAGUUAUAGGCAAAUUCUCUGUUGAGUUUGACUGUGAAACAGUUUGUAAUGCAACAAUCACGGACCUUUCGGUUAGUAGGCUAUAUUAUUUAAGCUAAUCUAGUACAAUGUAGUGCUAAUUGUGGUAGUAGUAGUGGCAUGUUAGCAUAGUAAACUACAAUCUGUAAUACUGAAAAGCUACUGAGGUUCUCCACAAUCUGCUGCUACAAAAUGUUGCAGUGGAUAAACACUCACCUAAACCGAAAACACAGCUGGCAGUGUUUGUGGGUGGUAAGCCAUUGAGGAAUCAAGUCUUUGGAUGUUUGGGGAAAUUGCGCAAAUCAAAGUAGGAAAUAGGCAUAGAU